This is a messenger RNA of Euleptes europaea (tarantolino), 475 nucleotides long. RefSeq names its product mitochondrial ribosomal protein S18C (gene MRPS18C). The coding region runs from base 1 to 444 and encodes 147 amino acids. The record is from RefSeq and is a predicted model, not a curated record. Gene Ontology annotation, biological process: mitochondrial translation. NCBI's taxonomy places the organism in Eukaryota, Metazoa, Chordata, Lepidosauria, Squamata, Sphaerodactylidae. Gene Ontology annotation, cellular component: mitochondrial small ribosomal subunit; ribosome. The transcript is spliced from 6 exons. Gene Ontology annotation, molecular function: small ribosomal subunit rRNA binding; structural constituent of ribosome.
AUGGCCGCCGCAGUUUCCUUAGUUGGCGCCGCCAAGGGUUGGGGGAAGCUUUGCUAUAUCUUCACCCGGGCAGGGAAGAGUAGUAGUCGCGCUUCUGGAGCAGUCACAUCAUGGAGAUGGCAGUGUAGUUCACACAGUGAGCAGGUAUCCAGUAAACCAGAUAUGCCUGAAUCAAUGGAUAAUCCUUAUAAGGAGCCGCUUAAAAAAUGCAUCUUGUGCGGAGUACAUGUUGAUUACAAGAAUGUUCAGCUUUUGUCUCAGUUUGUUUCGCCAUAUACUGGUCACAUUCUUGGGAAGCAUAUAACAGGCUUAUGUACAAAGAAACAGAAGGAGAUCUCAAAAGCGAUUAAAAGAGCUCAUAGGAUAGGAUUUAUGUCAGUUACAUAUAAGGACCCAACAUUCCUUAGUGAUCCUAAAAUAUGUAAUAUUAAAUAUCCAGAGUGAAGUAUGUUAAUUGUACCUAAUAUGUUUGUAA